Maylandia zebra (zebra mbuna) is the source of this 3349-nucleotide messenger RNA. RefSeq names its product dihydroxyacetone phosphate acyltransferase. Lineage: Eukaryota; Metazoa; Chordata; Actinopteri; Cichliformes; Cichlidae. Gene Ontology annotation, biological process: fatty acid metabolic process; triglyceride biosynthetic process; phospholipid biosynthetic process. Gene Ontology annotation, molecular function: glycerol-3-phosphate O-acyltransferase activity; glycerone-phosphate O-acyltransferase activity. The record is from RefSeq and is a predicted model, not a curated record. Gene Ontology annotation, cellular component: peroxisomal membrane; mitochondrial membrane.
CAAAAACCGAAAGUCAAUGAGGCCAAUCACCUCCCUUGGUCGUGUUAGUACCCCUAUAGAAUGACGAGUACGUAUAAAGAUUCAGCCACUGCAAGCCUAAAGGAUGAGGAAGAGUUCACGGAUAUAUUGGAGGAGAGGAGGCGCACCACUGAUCUUGGUUAUGCCCUGAGAACCUUUAACCCGCAACCGUACAAAGGAGCCCCAACCCUUUCCACCUCUGACCUCAACAAAGCUGUACUGGAGUCCCAGUAUCUGUGCUAUAUUAUCAAAGAGAUUGCCAUGGAGACGGGGUCAUCUGUGGAGAAGGUGAAAGAAGAUGCUUCUAGGAUUUUGAAGGAAAUGUCUCACAAUCUGCAGCUGGGGUUUAUCAGGCUAAUGGGCUACACUCUAAACAAGGUGUUCAAGAGACUCUACAGGAGCAUCUAUGUCAACAUGGAAGGACUCAACAUGCUGCAGCAGGCCAUCCAGGAGAGUCCUGUGAUCUUGAUACCCAAUCACAGGAGUUAUGUGGACUUCUUGAUUAUAUCCUACAUCCUGUUCACCUAUGACAUCCCAGUACCUGUCAUUGCUGCAGGAAUUCGUCUUGCAGAUGUGGCGAUUAUUGGAGGGCUUCUGCGUCGCUCUGGAGCUUUUUAUAUCCGACGAGCAAUCGGCUCUGACAAGCUGUACUGGGCGGUGCUUUUAGAAUAUGUACAAACAAUUGUCAGGACAGGAUAUGCUCCUUUGGAGUUUUAUGUAGAAGGUUUCAGGAGUCGCACACUGAAGUCUCUAGUGCCAAAGCUUGGUAUGAUGGACAUGGUGCUGGAGCCAUACUUUAAAGGUGAGGUGUUUGAUAUUACCCUGGUGCCCAUCAGUAUCAGCUAUGACAGAGUGCUGGAGGAGUCAUUGCUUGCACUUGAGUUGUUGGGUGUCCCCAGACCAAAAGAAAGCAUCACCGGACUCUUUAAAGCUAGCGGAGUCCUGCAGGAAGAUUAUGGCUGCAUGCAUGUGAACUUUGGCCGCCCCCUGUCUGCCCGACAGCUGUGUGAAGGAAAGAUAAAUUGGAGCGAGUACAACCUCAUACCAAGAAAUCUUCCCCAGAGGCCAACUGCAGAGACCCAGGACUGUGUGAACUGGCUGGCCCAUUUGAUUGUACGAACCCAGGAGGAGGGCUCUUUGAUCAGCCCUUGGUCUCUGAUGGCCUGCCUGUUGCUCCAGACUCCAUUCACAACUUUAACGGAAGAGGGUCUGCAGUGGCAUCAGCUCACAGAAAAAACCCUCUGGCUCAGGAAGCUGGUGCUGGAUUUCGGGGCCCGUCUGAACUGGCCUGCACACAUCCCAGACUCAGAAGUGAUGUCAUCCACCGUGGCUCUUCAUCACUCCAUUGUCCAUCAUAAAGAGGACCGUAUCUACCUGGUUCAGGAUGAAGACCCUGCGAGGCAAGAUCCACUGAGCCCAGAGGAAGGUGUGAUGAGGAUGGCGGUAGUGGUGCUGAUGCUGGUUUCCUACAGGAAUCAGGCAUUGCAUGUCUUUGUGCGUCCAGGAAUACUUGCUACAGCCAUCCACAUCACAAAAAACACACGGAAGGAUGAGCUCUUCAGCUUUUUCUGCUUCCUGCAGGACGUCUUCUCCAAUGAAUUUAUCUUUAUCCCUGGCAGGGCAGUGCAGGACUUUGAGGAGGCAUGUUCACUCCUGCAGAAAUGUGGAGCAGUCCACAUCAGUCAGCAGGAAGUGAUCGUGUUGGAAACGGGGCUGGAAGUUUUAUCCUUUCUGCAGAAGCUGCUGCAACCCUUCUUAGACUCAUAUCAGCUGAUGUUCAGGUACUUGUGUGAAAAGGAAGAUCACGUGUUUACUGAGGAACAGUUCCUACCUGAUGUCCGAAACCUGGCUACAAAACUCAUCCUCUCAGGUGACCUUUGCACCUUUGAAGUCCUGUCUUCUGACACACAGAAAAAUGUUCUUUCUGCACUGCGGAGACUGGAGGCGGUGACGAAGUUGAGGGUGUCCCAGCAGAAGGAAUACAAAGUGAACAAAGCAGCUGUCAGCAGAACUGGUGACAUACUCUCUGGGAAAGUCCCUCUUGAGAGCCUCCACACUACACCUGACGCAAGGCUUCAGUGUCAAGUGGAAUAAAUUCAUCCUCAGUAUCAGCUCACAGCCCCCUCCCCAAUGAACUUACCCGUCUAUUCGCUACUUCUACCUCAUUGUCAUCCCUGUGGUCUCUUUAUCUUUACACAGUCAAAUCGGUACAAAUACAGUCUGUGCUCACAGGCAAAAUACUUGAUCCUUGAUGCCGGCCAGACUUAAUCUACUGAAUGGUGGCUAACACUCUGUCCUUUAUAGACCUGAGAGGACUGAGAUGAAGCUAAACGCCCUGCAGGAUAAAUACUGGCAAAGAUGAAGACAAAGUGGCUAGAGGACAGCAGCCCUGAAUCCCUCCAACACCCUCCCGAAAAAACAUAUUGGACCACAUGUGGUGCUCUGCUGGCGAGAAGCUCCAGCCCUCAGCCCUCCACCUCUGGCUUCCAGCAUAGACGACCCAAGUAUGCCAAUCAAGAGGUAAACACUGCCCAGCCAGUGAGGAGGUCAAGCCCCCAGCCCUCCACCUCUGGUUUACACUUGAACCGUGACUGGAGAGCAAGGAGAUCCAGCCCUCAGCCCUCCACCUCUGCCUUCAAGCAUGGGAGAGAGGAGGCUGACCAGGAAGAGCAGGAACGCCAAAGAUUCCGGAGCGGGUACUACAGAGUCCAGACUGACAUCGAUGGGUCCCGCCCCACCGUGCGCUUCCCUUAUUGUUUUCUACCAAAAAUUGUUAAUGUUAAUAUUGUAUGUACUGGGUAUGGUGUCGGGGUGGUGGAACAGGUCUUCAUUUACACCACAGAUGGAGUAUUUCUCACUCACUCAAGGGCAGUCUCCAUUAGAGAGUCUUUAAGUGGCAAAUCCAUCAGCCACACAUUUCUUUUCACAUUUCUUUUUCUUCCUACCUACAUAGUUACUGCUAAGUUUAAGAUAUAGAGUAGUAAUGAUAAGUUAUUCGAAAUGUACUAAUAGUACGCUCAGAAUAUCUCACCAUCUCUUUUUGUUAACUUUAAAAAAAGCUUUUAGUAUUUAAGAUACAGUAGUGAUAAGUUUAGAUUUAGAUGUUCUGUCAAUUCUGUUAUAAUCCUUCAUUUACAAUAAAAUUUUGACUUUUCAUGUUAUGACAUAAAACAAACAAAAUAAAAACCAACUAAUCUAAUGGACCAGUUUUAGAUUUUUAUUGAUUUGAUGGGAUGUUUCCAAAGGGUCGCGCCUAUCUGUCUUUUAAUGUUUUGUUUUAUGUUUUCAUUUAUUUUAUGUUUUUUAAGGUUAAUAAAAAAUUGCUAAAAGA